This is a messenger RNA of Hyposmocoma kahamanoa, 4086 nucleotides long. RefSeq lists its product as uncharacterized. Gene Ontology annotation, cellular component: signaling receptor complex. The transcript is spliced from 11 exons. Gene Ontology annotation, biological process: protein phosphorylation; positive regulation of kinase activity; multicellular organism development. Lineage: Eukaryota; Metazoa; Arthropoda; Insecta; Lepidoptera; Cosmopterigidae. Gene Ontology annotation, molecular function: ATP binding; transmembrane receptor protein tyrosine kinase activity. The coding region runs from base 185 to 3883 and encodes 1232 amino acids. The record is from RefSeq and is a predicted model, not a curated record.
GAAGUUAUUGCCGCUACUCCCGUCACGCCACGUGUGGGACGUGUUCACCAUCGUAACGAAAGGAGUGACGGAAGAGCGAGUAACGGAGCCUAGACCUAGCGCCAUUCUUUCGAAACAAAACAAGUGUGGAUGCAGUCGGCACCGCACUCCGAUCCUCCGCCUACCGGUGACCGCCACCCUAUUCAUGAGGUGGUGGAGAGCUGCAUUCGUAACCCUCUCUGUGGUUGCCCUCAACGUGUUUGGUUCAGAAGUAACAGAGCAGAGUAAAGAGAAUGACACAAAUAGAAUUACCUAUAUGACACCAAAUACAACCACAAGAAACGUAACCGAAGAUGUAUCUAAGAUUAACAUUAAGAAGUCUAACUUAUUAAACAACAAUGUAACGAUAAUAACUGCAACUAUUCCUGGAUUCUCGAAAACGACGCUUGCAUUGCAACAUGUUGUUAAAAGCUUAGUGACUGCUUCUCAAGUUCAUAAUGCAAAAAUUGUACCAACUCCUGUGCAGUGUUCGGGCCCUCGUGCGGCAGAUAAUGAUGAAUGUCUUAUAGCAACAUUAAGAGAACUAAGUGCUGGCAAUGUCACUAUUGCCAUCUUACCCAUAUCCUCCCUAAAUGCUCAACCGACUCGAAUACUCCACUUUGCUGAUGUUACUGAACUAGGUGAUUUAACUGACCGUUCUCGGCGAGCCUGUUUAGCUACCAAUAUCGAAUCUGCGCCACCCUCACUCCUUGACUUUACGGAUUCUUCUAUAGCUGCUAGAUAUCAUGUACCUGAUAAUGUGAUCGACGCUGAACUGCGUCGUCUUACUGGACAUACUGUAGAUAGAGAAAACGUCAUCUGUGAUACAAGUACCCUCUUAACCCCAGAAAGAUGUAACGAGGGGAAAUCAUGUGCAACUAUUCUUACAAGUGAAGAAAGCGAAGCUUGCGUCUUCGCAGAUGUCGUACAAAGACAUCGACUAUAUGCUGUCGUGAGACCCCUUGGUGGCCGCUUACCGGAAGUAGCAAAUGCACUCAAGUCUCCUUUGAUCGUCUGUGAUUGGGCUCCUGAGUUUUCCGACCUGGCCAAUUUAAGUACCACUACGCUUGGCCCGCCACCAUGUGAACCUCCCCAUCCGUGUCCUUUUGAAACACGACGGAUAGUAGCAUUCGUAAAUUAUAAGUUACUAAAACAGAGCGCAAUAAACGCCCUGACCCAGUACAAAGUAAACAAAGGGGAAAUGCGCCAGUUGACCCGAACAGCCAUUGCAACAAGUCCAGAAAAUGCUGGGGCACUGCACUGGAAAUUACAUCCUUGGAAAAUACAUGGUGAAGUGCGCGUCAUCGUUAUGCUUCCUGGGCUUACCAAUCGUCACGUUUACUCAGGCGCGCUUCCUGGAGUUGCUGGAAUUCAUGCAGAUUUAAUUGACGGCAUCGAGUUUAAUUCUCAAGUAUACAAUGACGAUUGUCAAGCAACAAUAGCAAUGAAGGCUCUGCAGAACGAGCAGCACGGAAGUGGGUAUCGGUCCCUUUCGGCCGUUGCUGGUCCAGUAUGUGCCGAUCCAUGGAUGGCCGUCGCACAUCAAUCCACCACGUACCGUUUGCCGUUGUUAGCUUAUACUCCGCAGAUUCCUACCGUCGACACCGGUGACGGGCAGAAACCUUUGCAGCUGUUGGGAGCAGGAGAUACUCGUGAAGGCGCAGCAGCACUGGGUGCGUUCGCAGCUCGUAUGGGUUGGCGACGCUUCGGAGCAUUAAGUGAGCAUGCGACGCGUCCACUUUUGAACGCUCUCAGUAUUCCUGCAAAGUUCAAUGUAGAUUACCAACUCCACCCUUCCAACUCCUUCGAACAACAUCUUCAACAGAUUUCUGAGUGGGCACAACUAGUUAUAAAGGAGUAUACAAGAGUAAUAUUCCUCUGCGUAGAAGAUGCUCGUUUGGCGCGAGCAGCAGUGUGCGCUGCUAGGAGUGCUCACUCUGCAAAUAGUGCUACUAAUGAUGACCGAAAUCCACCGGCGGUUUGGCUCAUAUGCUCCCUCCUUCCUCGUGACUGGCUGCAGCCUACUAGGGGCGAAAACUGCACAUUCGAAGAACUUAAAGAAGUAACCGCAGGAUACUUUUUUGUAAUGCCGGAAUGGGCUGCGGAUUGGUAUGCUAAUGUUAACAACACCUCAUCGGAAAGAAUUGAAGUAGAAGAAAGUAUUCAGAAAGCUUGUUCAGAAUAUGACGCCACAAACCCGACGAAUGCAAUAAAAUCGUCAUGCAAGAGUCCAAUCGGCCCUUACGAAGCGCUUCUGUUCGACUUGUUCAAAAUGUGGAUCCUUGCUCUCAGGGAUCUUUUCGAAAACUAUCCCAAUGCCAUUGAUGAAAUGCAUGAUUCCACUUACGUUAGGUCAUUGAUAGACUUCGUAACAUCGGAUAGUUUCAGUAAAGAAUAUCAAGGAUUAACGGGUUCCUUUAACUGGACAACGACAAAAUUUGCAUAUGUUCGCUCCAGUCCCAUUAUCCUCUCGCAGUGGCGUCGAGAUGAGGGAGCACAUGUUAUUGGUAAAUGGUCUGAUGGGUCACUGCAGCUUAAUGAGACAGCGUUGCAGUGGUAUACUCAAGAUGGAAAAACACCCGAUGAUGGAAGUGAACGAUGUGCCUUACAGGGAUUGGCUGACGCUCUGCAUACAGACUGUCACACCGCAUACGUCGCGCUGGGAGCUACGAUGGCAGCAUUAUUAGUAGCGUCUUUAGCUGGUUUAGCUAUGUACUGUAAGAGAAGAGCAGAACGGGAUUAUCGUAAACGACUUGCUGCUCUUGGGAUGCGUCCCCUCGGCUUAUUGAAACCUGCAGGUCUUGAUCGCUGGGAAGUACCUCGAGAAAGAGUCGUCAUCAACCGUAAACUUGGCACGGGCGCUUUCGGUACCGUUUAUGGAGGGCACGCUCUACUCGCCGAAAAUAGGGGCUGGACUGCCGUAGCGGUAAAAACACUAAAAGCUGGAGCGACAACAGAGGAGAAACUUGAUUUUCUAUCAGAAGCGGAAGCAAUGAAACGUUUCGAUCAUAAGAACGUUGUACGGUUACUUGGUGUAGUUACGAAAACGGAACCUGUUUGUACAGUUAUGGAAUUUAUGUUAUACGGAGAUCUGAAAAACUAUUUGCUAGCUCGACGCCACUUGGCGAUGGGUGGAGGGACUGAUGACGAAGGUAGUGUAGGUGGAGAAUCAGACGAGGCUUCCCCACGCCGGUUGACGAGUAUGGCGCUAGAUGUAGCUCGCGCUCUCUCCUACCUGGCUAAGUUACGUUAUGUACACCGUGAUGUAGCGGCACGAAAUUGCCUCGUCAGCGCACGCAGAACCGUCAAGCUUGCUGAUUUUGGCAUGACACGGCUCGUCUUUGAAAAUGAUUAUUACCGCUUCAGCCGCAAGGGUAUGCUUCCUGUACGGUGGAUGGCUCCGGAAAGUUUAGCACUGGGACUUUUCUCGCCCGCAUCUGACGUUUGGUCGUUUGGCGUAUUACUAUACGAGAUUGUCACCUUCGGGUCGUUGCCGUUCCAAGGCCUCAGCAACUCAGAGGUACUGACUCGUGUCAAAGCCGGUCAUACACUAGACCUUCCACCUGGACUGAAACCACAACUGGAAGGUCUGAUUAAAUCGUGUUGGCAACAUGAUAGCAAGUCACGGCCGACCGCGUCUGAAGUGGCAGCGUUCCUGGCAGAUGCACCUAGACUGCUGACACCUUGCCUCGAUGUACCGUUAGAUGCGCUACUAUUAGAAGCUGAUCCUCCUUGGCGACUACCACGAGAUCAGGCUGAGGCUCGAUGGAUUUCCUGGGCAGCACCGGCUUCGGCAGCCACAGACACUACAUACCUCAGUACAGAAGCAACUGUGCCUCUUGACACAGACAGCUUUUUGCCUUGAAAAAAUUGAAGUCAAAUUUUAUGGUUGGAUCACUAGCCUUACGGUGCUAACCGGGAAUGACACGGAUAAAUAGUAAGCCUGAAAGUAAGGACUUGACAUAAGCUCCAUGGAUCGUUAUAGCAAAGAGAUGUUGCGAUAAGAAAUAUUAUACAGAUAAUAUUUAGUAGCAGCAGAGCUCCUUGUGAAAGAGUUCGUCCAGGGAA